Nematolebias whitei (Rio pearlfish) is the source of this 3344-nucleotide messenger RNA. RefSeq names its product phosphatidate phosphatase LPIN2. Gene Ontology annotation, cellular component: nucleus. The record is from RefSeq and is a predicted model, not a curated record. The coding region runs from base 10 to 3165 and encodes 1051 amino acids. NCBI's taxonomy places the organism in Eukaryota, Metazoa, Chordata, Actinopteri, Cyprinodontiformes, Rivulidae. The transcript has 18 exons. Gene Ontology annotation, molecular function: transcription coactivator activity; phosphatidate phosphatase activity. Gene Ontology annotation, biological process: positive regulation of transcription by RNA polymerase II; fatty acid catabolic process; cellular response to insulin stimulus.
UCCCAAACCAUGAACAUUGUGGGCCAGUUUGCAGAGACCGUGUUUGUCACGGUGAAGGAGCUGUACCGGGGCCUUAACCCCGCCACUCUCACCGGAGGGAUCGACGUCAUCGUGGUGCGACAGCCUGAUGGAUCUUUCCAGUGCUCCCCCUUUCACGUGCGCUUUGGGAAGCUCGGCGUGCUGCGCUCCAAGGAGAAAAUAGUGGACAUUGAGAUAAACGGAGAGCCGGUUGACCUGCACAUGAAGCUUGGAGACAACGGGGAGGCGUUUUUUGUGGAGCAAAAUGAAAGCAUGGAGGUCCCAGCCCACCUGUGCACCUCCCCAAUUCCUCAGGAGGUCCCUGAGGAGCUAGAGGAGACACCCGAAGGACCCACCUUCGCCGGUUCUGGAGCCCGCAGGAAGAAACGCCGGCGCAAGCGGGUGCGUUCCGAUUCCCACUUAAGAGGGGGGGCCAGCUCCUCGUCAGAAGAAAGAGACCGAGAGAAGGAAGCUGAUCCAGCUCAGUGGGACAGUACCACGUCAGAGGACAUGUCCACACCUCUGCAGCUCAGUAAAUCUGUGUACUACUCCAUGUCUGAGGAGACUAAUGGAGAGCCGGGGCCGUUGCAAACCAGAGAGCAGCAUCCACAUUCUGACGGAGAGCAGUCAUCCACAGAAAACAGUGUGUUCUACAGCCGGCCAGAUUCUCCUAAAAGCGACUCGGAGCUUUUGCUUAAAUCCCAAGAUUCCUCUGGGCCUCAGAUGCAGUGGAACUGGGGAGGUUUUCCUCAGGUUCGUCUGCCAGAAAAGACACCUGCAGAGUCACCCGUCGUCCCUCCUUCAGGCGUCUCUCAUUUCCGCACCAUUGAGAGACAGAACUCCUUUGAUUUGGGUUGUGAGGUUGUGGUCGGCUGUGGGAGAGCAGGCAGUGUAACUGUUGUGAAACCACAGCCUCGGACUUUAGAUAACUGCUCCAUGCAAACCAGUUCUUUCACCUGGGAGAAGAAACCCCACGGUGACCUCUUCAUGUCUUGUGUUUCGUCAGGGGAUGUAGAUUUACAGGAGACAGUUGAAUACAGUCUGGGACAAGAGAAGAAAGGAGACUUGUCUUCUAGUUUAGGUAGCGGUGGUCCUAAUCCCCACUUCUGUAAAGAAGGCACUGUGAGUGCUGAGCAUGUUUGCUCUGUGACUGGUGCGAUCUGCCCACAACCUGAAAACGGUGUGGACACUGAAACCAAAGCAAAAGACACUGAAAAACAGAUUGUAACAGAAAAUAAGGACUGCACCGCUCUGAGAACAAGUCAGAGGGGUGGAGAACUGUUAAACCUGCAAAGCCAGGGUGUCCUUUCUGAGCAGAGUGAUCAGGGGUGUACCAAUGGUGCCCCCAUCAGGGGAGGAGACGGUGGAACAGAUCCUUGGGCAGAGGGAGGAGAUGAGGGCGGUGCAGCUGGUGGGACUGAUGGAUCAUCUUCUGAAAAAACUGCAGCAUGGGCAGAAGGAAAAGACGUUGCAGUCAACCUGGCAAAGUCCUCUGAAGCAUCCUCCAAACUGGAACAAGAUAAGAAGAAAGGUAAACGAAAUCAUCAUCUAGGACCAACAGAUAUUUACCUGGAUGAUCUGACCUCACUGGAUCCUGAGGUGGCUGCACUUUAUUUUCCCAAAAUUGAGGCAGAGGGAGCGUUUCACUCGGUUGCAGAUCUGGGCUCUGGCUCAGGCAGCCAUUCUCCUCAGUCAGUGGGCAGUGCGGCGAUGGACAGCGGGACAGAGUAUCUGUCUGAUUCCACCUGCUACAACAUGGACGUCAGCAUUUCCCUCUGUGGAAAAGAAGGCGACACCCGCCAGAUCACCAAAGAAAAGUUUACGGAGCACCUUGUGACGUACCAGGAUUUUAUCAACAAUCCAGGAAUCAUUGAGGAUCCGAGUCUUGUUUUCUGCAUCAAUUCCAAUUAUUACAACUGGGCGGUGGCUGCUCCGAUGAUCCUGUCAAUGUCAGCUUUUCAAAAAAACCUCCCCAAGGUAUUUUACUCUUUUAAAAAUAUGGAAAAUAAAGCAUCCUCCAAUAAUUUACACUACAAGCUUAAAAAAAAGCAAGCUUUUAGCUUAUUUAGUGUUUGUCAUACAAAGGGUACAGUAGAGCGUCUGGUGAAGGACAAGAUGUCCAAAAAGUCAGGACGCUGGUGGUUCUCCUGGAGGCGGAGAGACAUGGACAACAACCAGCAAAAACACUCCAGAGAGGAACAAGAAGAGCCACUGACGACUGCUUCUUCCACGGUUCAAGCCACUCUGGACGACGUUGACAGUGACGAGGCAGCGGGUCUUGGCAGAAAAGCCAUCAUUCCUCACAGCCUUUCCACAGAAACCAUUAAUGCUACUCAGACCAUCAACCAGAUCUAUCGCAAAUCCUUACGUCUGACUUCUAAACAGAUAGAGAAUCUAAAUCUGUGUGAAGGAGCCAAUAAAGUGGUGUUCAGUGUGACCACACAGUACCAGGGUACCUGUCGCUGUGAGGCUGCUAUCUACCUGUGGAACUGGGACGAUCGGGUGAUUAUAUCGGACAUCGAUGGCACCAUCACCAAGUCUGAUGCUCUGGGUCAUAUUUUACCUCAGUUUGGAAAAGACUGGACACACAAAGGAAUUGCCAAACUGUACCACAAAAUCCACCAAAAUGGCUACAAGUUCCUGUACUGUUCAGCGAGGGCUAUAGGUAUGGCUGCUAUCACUAAAGGCUACUUACAGUGGGUCAAUGACCAAGGCAUCAUCCUUCCCAAAGGCCCCGUCCUGCUGGCUCCCAGCAGCCUCUUUUCAGCACUGCACAGGGAGGUGAUUGAGAAGAAGCCGGAGAUUUUUAAGAUCGCCUGUCUCAGUGACAUCAGAGACUUGUUCAACCCACACAGACAACCGUUCUACGCUGCCUUCGGUAACAGGACUAACGAUGCUUAUGCCUAUAAGCAGGUUGGCGUGUCUGAAGCCCGAAUAUUCACCGUCAAUCCAAAAGGAGAACUGACCCAGGAGAUGACUAAAGGCAACAAGUCCUCGUACCAUCACCUCAGCGAGAUGGUGGAGCAUUUCUUCCCCAUGCUCCUCAUCGACGGCAGCACUUCCUCUGUGCUCGACUGUCCCGAGUACAGCAGUUUCUCCUACUGGAAGGAGCCUCUGCCUGACGUUGACCUGGACAAUCUGCUUUAAACUCGUGGAACUUUACACAGAUUCAUGCUAGAAUAAUGACUGUACGUUCUCAAGUUUGACCAGCACGGCUGCCUUUUCACUGAGUUGCCCUGUUGAAGUGAUAACUGUUGCUUCGUACACUCAAAGGGAGACUCUGAAGAAGUCAAAAGAACGCAAACAAAAUAAAUCAUCCCAGGUAC